Paramuricea clavata is the source of this 4137-nucleotide messenger RNA. NCBI's taxonomy places the organism in Eukaryota, Metazoa, Cnidaria, Anthozoa, Malacalcyonacea, Plexauridae. The record is from the annotation of a GenBank genome assembly.
CAGAGAGAGUCAGCCAUCACGAUGAAGUGUUGGACAAUCUUAGCCUUGCUGGUUGCAGUCUGUGCUGUGUUCCUUGGUGUUGGACACACUGAAGAAACUACAGAUGAUUUCAGAGAACCGGCUUUGGAAGAUGCAGUGAAUGAUCAUGAGGACGAAUUGUAAGUUCUACCUUUUUUAUUCAGUUUACUAUCAAAUGUUGUUUGUUGAAAAAAUUGUUUGCAUGCAAACAUUUGAGAUCAAAACUCAAGCUUUUAGUCGACUAAGUUUGUCAUGUCUCAUUACUUAAACAAUCUCAUUAACGAUUAAUACGAAUUGUAGCCAUAGACCGAUUCGAAAAAUGGUUUUCGUUCUUUUUUCUCCCGAGAUAAUUAUCACUGCCGCCUUAUAUAGAAUUCUUCAAGAUUUUACAAAAUAUAAAUAUAAUACCAUGUAUUAUCUUUGAGAAAUUAAAUCUUAAAAAUACCGAAGUUUCUGCUAGAUUUAACAAAGAAGACUGACUAGACUCGUUUUGGUGCUGGUGUAUGAAAUCCUUGGGCUGUUUAUGAAACUCGUAUUGUUUUUCGACUUCACAUAUAUAGACCUGAUUCGUUUGAAAAUACUGAAAAUGAUGACGACGAUGAUGAAGACGACGGUGAUGAAGAAUCGGAUCCCAAAACUUUAGUUGAAACGUAAGUGAAGUAAGAUUUGUAUUAAGCUGAAUCAUGUCAUAAGCCACAAAGCAUAAUAUACCAUAUACCACACCAAACCACACCAUAUCACACUAUACACUACACCACGCUAUGCCAUAUACAGCCACCAUAUCAUACAUUGCCGUACUACACACCAUAACACCCAUACCAUUCCACAUCAUAUUAUAACCAUGUAAUAUACCACACUAAACCGCACGAUACACCAUACCACACCACAGCAUUACUUAACACAUGGCAUAUCAUGCACACCUUACAAGAGUACAGCAUACCAACAUCAUUUCAUAACAUGCCUCGUAAAACGCAACAAUUCAUAAAGAAAAUACAUAUGAGAUCAUCAGUGUGAAGGAGUUUGGCUACUAUAACUCUUGACGAAGGUCUUAUUUUUGAAGGUAGUAAUAUAACCACUCAGCACAGCAUUUUCACAUUGGUACUACCAACACUGGUACAGACAGUUUUAGGAGUUUGCAUAUCUGAUACAAAAUAUGCUAAUUUACAUAAACUUUAAGUUCAAUUUUCUCACCAAAUAUCAUUCAUUUAUUCUAAAUUGUUGAAGAAUACGAACAUUUUCAUCGAGACGUUUCACAAGUUACGUACGUGUUCUAUACAACAGUUACGUACGUGUUGUAUCAGACAUACAACCUCUCGCCUUCGGAUUGAGUUUGUAUACUGUAUCUGUACAACACUGUAUAUAUAACAUAUUACAUCAUACUGUAAAUGUUACAUAUUACAUCGUACGCAUUACACCAUAACUGAAACUGUACAUUUACAAUGCCAUGCAACACCAAAAGAAACCCCGGUGUCAAGCGAAAUUCCUGACCUCUGCGAAAUACCUGACCAAGCCAUAACGGGUCAGAAAUUUCGCGCGUGCAGGCGCGAAAUACAUGACGCUUGCUAAAUUCUAUGUCGGCCAAAACUGUUUUUUAGAGUUUAGAUAAAAUAAUCAUGCUAUGUUAAUUGCUAAUACUUCGUUAAUUUUAAUAUUUCAACUCGACAUCGCUAAGUUUCAAUCAUAAACACUUUAAAUUUCCGAAAGCGAAUUGUGUGGUCGUGACCGCGAAAUACACGACGUUUGCUAAAUACAAUCGGUCGAAACGAUUUUUAAGUCCAUAUGCGAUGUUACCACAAAUGUUUCUAAUAUAGACAUCGCCAAAUCUAAACGGCCAACUCGGCAACUCACGAACUCAUUGUACCGUUGCUGUUUGCUACUGAAAUCGUGACAAUUGAGAAGGUCAAACGCGAAACAAUUUUUGGUGCUUAUAGUAAUGCUUUAUAAAUACACAUGUUGUCUGUUGAGUUGCGAAAUUUAUGAGCCAAAGUUAUUCAUGCACAUCGUCUGCGCAUGGGCAGUUCUACAAUAGUCAGAUAUUUCGCAAGUCAGGAAUUUCGCGUCACACCGGCACAACAGUCAACAUAUCAUAUUUCUGUGCGUUAUAUACUGCAUAAUUCUACACCUAUACAUCUGCUGUAACUAAGAUCUGCUUGAAAUGAACUGAAUUUAUCAAUGCAUAUCUUCAUUCUUUAAUAAUUCAGAGAGAACGUCUUGGAGAGCGUAAAUGAGACACCAUCAAAUGAUGACGAUGGACCCGAAUUGUUCAAACGUACACCACGGAGGCGUCGCCGUCGUCGUCGUCGUCGUCGCCGUAGAUGGAUCCGUGUCCGUGGGAGACGCAUUGUGCGAAAAAUAUGCAAAUAUGGUCGUUACUUCCCUAAAAUCGGUAAGCAUACCGCAUCUACACAAGAUCGGUUGUACGAUUAUAACUUGCUUCAGGCAGUGCAUGAGAUAAGCUAGGGGAUACGGAGGCGAUGCUUCCCACGUUGAAUUCUACAAUCCCGGGAAAACCAUAUGCGAUACUUCCAAUUAUCUCACCAACUUUCGUAAUAUUAUCCCAAAUUAAAUUUCAGUAGAAAAACUCCACAUUAGAAAAGUUUUAGAGGUACCCAUUUUCGAUUAUCCCUGGCCUGUUCAGUUGCACGGAAAGCCAGAUAUAACGGUAUCUGACCCAACACAACAGUGAUUUUUCAACUCGCAAAAAUACGUACGGAUAAAUUUCACAAUAAAUUAGGCAUCAACUUUAAUUUGGGUUAUACCACUGAAUCAAGAGGCAAUCUUAUAGAAAUUUUGAACAAAACACUAUGUGAUGGCAACAUUAUGAGAGUUGUCUAAUAUUUGUAUUUCCAAUGGACAACUUGCAUGUUAGACUAAAUUUUAAUCUAAGUAAAGAGAAGGGCAUCAAACACCACGGCUAAAAAGAACAUAAUGAAAUUAGUAAAAUUGCAAUAUUUGGUUGCGAAAUGUUGUAAAGCUUGGAGGAUAUAGCCUUGAAAAGUUUGCAAAUUUUGUAUAUGUUUGUAUUACGUGCGAAAAUUGUUAACAUUUUCAGCUUAAAAAUGGUAGCAAUUUCCGCACGUAAUACAAACAUAUACAAAAUAUGCAAACUUCGCAAGGCUAUAUUUUCCGUAUUUUACAACAUUUCGUAACCAAUUUUUGCAAUUUUUAACAAGUUCUUUACGGGAAUAAGGAAUUUACUUUCUUUUGCCUAGAUCAAAAUUAGUUUAACAUGCAAGUUGUCUAUUGUUGUGGUUCAUUUUCUUUCACAUUAUAUAGGUUGGAAAUGCCUUGUAUUUGGGCUGGGAGAUGAAGGUAUAAAAUUGUUUAUCUUUUUUAUAACAGUGUUAGAGAGAAUAUAGUUUAGAACUGAUAAAGCUAUUCUCUAGACGUGUGGUGAUAUAGGCCCACUCUGGGGUCGUAACUCACCUAAAUUCUGCCUUCAAAAUUGGCUGAUUGAAUUCAAAAUGAUACUCUAUCCAGGGUUGGUAGGUUUGCUGAAUAACUAAGAGCAUACAAGUUACCCUAAUCUCUUUCUCAAGCCCCCGGGGGAGGGGCUUAUUUUUUCCAGGCAUCUUUGGGAGGGGGUUUAUUGGAGGGGGAGGGCUUAAUAGAGAGAGGGGGGCUUACUAAUUUAUCAGUAUACAAUUAUAUGCAAAAACAAAUUGGUGCAAAGAAAACAAAUAUAUCUAAUCAAAAGACAUUUGUUCUUGUACGAAUAGUGAGGGGCUUAAAACAUUUCUUCAUCUAACAAAGGGGGGUUAUUUAGGGGGGGGUAAUUUAGGAGGUUAUUUGCGAGAGGGCUUACUAGAGAGAUAACGGUAGUUAUUUGAGAAUUAAAAGUGAUUGAAAAUUUUUUUUUGACAGAAUCUCCUAACGAGCAAGCUCCAGAAAAUGAUGCAAAAUGGCUGGGUGAAGAAUAACAGCACACUAUUACACUAAACUAAUGACAAUUUUGAAGACAAUAGUUAAAUAGACCUAUCUCGUUUGAACGCACCAUUAAAACACUUGUAACUUUUUCAUUAAACAAAUAAAAAUAACAUUGAAAUAACGAAGUUAUUAUUAUUUUAUGACCAUUACCAUGCAAAAUGUUUGUGAUCUUGCUAUGGAUAAAUAUGCAAU